GACCUUUUACUUUUUGACAGAUGACAGUUGAUGACUUAGAGGUUAAAUUCCUUCAAAGUUUGUUCAAAAGAAAAAACAAAAAAGUAAAAUGUUGAACUAUGAAGAUGUGUUAACAGGACUGCUAUUUUUACCGGCGGUGUAUAUGUGGAAAAACUUUUACUAUACGUAUAAAACAGUCAAUCAGCGGUACAAAGAAGAAGAACUUUUUCAAAAAAGGCACAAUUGUGUUGUUAUGUACUCGAAGACACAUAUGAGAGGAUGGCCUCCCGAAUAUAGUCUCACAAUAGAUAAAACUAACUUGGAUCGUUUUUUAGAACCUUAUAUAUAUUUUAUAAAUACUGCAAAACACAGCUUAAACAUAGCAAUGAUGAGAAUUGCAAUAAAUCCAUUAUUCGAAGCUUUACACGAAGCAGUUCAAAGAGGUGUAAAAGUAAGAUUAAUUGUUAAUUUUCAGUCCAUUAGAUCUGCGAGACAGCAAUUUCAAAAACUGUUAAAAUCAGGUAUUAAAGUUGCAUUCUAUGUUGAUAAGACAGAAAAAUUAAAUAAUAUUAUGCAUUGCAAAUAUAUGAUAAAAGACUAUGAUAUAGAAAAUGGAUACCUUUGUAUGGGUUCCAUGAACUUUACAAGUUUGACCACAAUGCUGAAUAACUUUGAAGAUGUUACAUUUACUUCAAAUGUUGGUGUCAUAGGGGAAUUCCACAAAAACUUUGAAAAUGCGUGGGAUAUGAUCAACAGGGAUAAUAGGAAUGUCUUUAACAAAACUGUUUUAAGAGAAUUUGGAUUUUUGGAAUAAACUUCUUUUUUUAUUUUGAAAUCUGAAAAUAACUACGUAUGAUCUCUUUUCUGCUGUGAAAUCACAAAUUUUUCAACAGCUGAAAUCAGAAUAAGUAGGUAAUAAUAGGCAUUAAAAGAAACAAACCAGUCAAACGCAGCAAAUUUGCAAGUAUUGAUCAAAUCUUUUCAUCUAGGUAGGUAACUAGUAGUAACAGAUUAAUAUUUGACAUUGUAGUUCAACCUCUAAUCUUUCGUCAGUUUGAUAGUUAUUGUAAUACAAAAAAAUGGCUGUUGGAACAAUUAAAGCGUUAUCAACUUUACCCACGCCUUACCGGCCCCACGACUACGCUUAUGAUCCUUUAUUUUUGGUUUCUGGUCCAAAAGACCAUUAUAAAGCAGCAAUACUGGCAAAAUUAUCCACUGCCAAAUUUCAAAUAUGUCCAAUUUUCGCAAACAUGUUUUCGGAUUUACCAAAUCACCCCCGCAAACACUAUGUGCGGCGUGAAUCUGCAAAACUACCAGCAUCUCUCAGGGCUUACAAAUCCAGACUUCAUACAAAGUUAGAUCAUGUCUACUCCAGACCAGUCGAUGUAGUUGGAGCCGACCGCUAUAAAUACUUUGAUAUUCCAAAAACUAGCAUAGGUUCAGACUUUAUCCCAAAACUACCACUUUUUAUAACCACACCCAGAGAAAAACUAAUGAAGGCCAGGCCCGAACAAAAACGUAAAAAUAAAAUGAUACAAACUGUAUUUAGAGAAACGUCGGUUCAAACAUCCCCGUGGGAACCUCCUUACGUCGUCACUGGAGAUACGUCUCCUGAAUUACUGAAACUCGAUUUUCUUAAGUGGGGUAGUGGGUUACCACCUGGUAUGCAUGAGGUGCAAUUACUUGAACGAGCAAGAAUGAAACGAGCUUGGGAAGAAAGGUGUGAGGUGAGAACUGAAGAAGAAAUGGAAAAACGAAUAGAUGUCAUUGCGGCCAUGGAGCGUGACGAAUGGGCAUUUAGAGAACAGGAAAUACAAGAUAUUCAAGAUCUCCGACUAAAACUGUUGGAAAAUAUGUUAAAUGAACUACAUGAAAAGUCCAACACAAGAAGUGAAUCUAAACUUAAAGUGUUUGCCGAAAUGAAGUAUGCUGAAAGAGAUCAAAAAUUAAAAAAGCUUCGCGACAAAACAAGAAGAGAAAUUAGAAAGCUAGAUUUGAAGCAUACCGGCGUAAACGUUAAAUAUCACUCCGUUAAUGUAGGUGAGGAACACAUAAAUCACACUUCUGAAAUCUACGGGCCUUUCAUGAGGCACGGAGAGCACCCGAAACGUUGGCACCUAGUCAUUGAUGAAGCCAUUACAAGAUAUAAAGCUCAAUUCGCCGGCGUUGAAGAUUUCAACACUUUACCACAAUGGCUCAACAGAGCAACUAAAAUUAAAGACUGUGUGUGUUUGAAAAUGAAAGGAACACGUUUAUGCAUGAGGGAAACGAAAUGGACGGCACCUGUACUUAAAAAACUUCAUGAAGAGUUACUGGCACUCCGAAAACAUGCUCCUGUACCUUGUACACUUAUAAAGAAAAUCGAGAGUCCUCCUUCAACUUUGAGUACCCCUGAAGUCGAAGGAAUUUCAGAUGGAGAUGAAGAAUUUUAUCAAGCGAUAGUGUUGGUUCAGGCUAUUAUAAAAGGACGUGCGGCACAGAUGCAUAUUUACGAAGGCCGUGAACGAUGCCGUGAAUUAAUCCAGGAACUCAAACACUCAUGCGGCCUGCUACAAGAAGAAAACGCGGAAUUACACGACUACAAACUAGACAUAAAAUUACAACAAAGAGAAGAGCAAAUUGCGACUGAAAAGCUUUACAGAUUACAAGAAAGUCUAGACGAACUACAAAGCACUGUAGUUGGAUCACUUCUAGAUUUUCUUAACAAAGAACUGCGACGAUUGUUGGAAGAACGUCGUGCACACGCAAUCUGCAUUAUCCUCGAACGGGAAAGAUAUGACAGAGAAGCUGCUGAAGCCGGAAGACGACAAGUUGAAGUGAGGCGAAGACGUGAACACGAUGAAAUGUUUAAACAAAUCGUCAAAAUACAACAAGAAACCGUCGAUAUGUAUCUUGAAGACAUUAUAAAAGAAGGAACGGAAUUUACGUCUGACCAAGAAGCAAAAGAGUACGUGCAAAGGCUGGCGAGAAAAAUUGACGAAGAAGCACAGAGGUUCAAAGAGGCAAUGUACGUGAGCAUGCAUGAAGAAGAAGAAACAGUGGCAGAUUUGGUGCAUCACUUUGUUUUACCAGAAGUGGAAAAACAGUUAAUACGACAAAAAAUUCAAAAAAAGCAAAGAGAAAAACUGAAAACUAUACACGACUUCGUUUACUCAGAAAUUGAAGAUGUGCAAAUUAAAAAAGUAGAACACCCCACUAGCAUACAGCGAAGCAUGGGAGAUAGUGAAUAUAUCCACAGAAGUGUUGGAACAGCUCGGGAAAUCUCAGCGACCCACAUUGCCGGUUUGCCUGAUAGUUCACCUUCUACUGCUGCAAGUAGCAGACCUCAAAGCGUACGUUCUAGUGUAUAGAAACCAUGAAGCAGUAGUGAACCUCACGAUUUUGGUAAAGAUAUGCCUUAGAAUCGUCAAAAUUUCAGACAAGACACAGUUGGUUAUCGCAUGAAUGGACAUUUAUUAAAUUACCUAAAAUACAUAAUUAAACUGGUUUGUAAUCAA
Messenger RNA from Zophobas morio, 3476 nucleotides. Its product is annotated as cilia- and flagella-associated protein 91-like. NCBI's taxonomy places the organism in Eukaryota, Metazoa, Arthropoda, Insecta, Coleoptera, Tenebrionidae. The transcript has 13 exons. Bases 1059 to 3329 code for a protein of 756 amino acids. The record is from RefSeq and is a predicted model, not a curated record.